ACAAAUUCCUAUUGUUAUCCUUUACAUUAUUAUUAUUAUUGUUGUUUCCCGGUCAUUUUUGAGGGGUUAACAUGCAUAAAAACUCUUGAAAUGUUUGCAUGGAGUUCAGGUCUGGCGAAAAUGCGAUAAUGACAUAGUUCCUGGACCUGUGCGUUGCUCAAGCGCUGUAUAGUGCCCACAAGGUGAAAACAGAGGCAAAAUUAAGUUCCACCAAGUUUCCCGAAACUUGGUGGGAAGAUGUUAUAGACCAAGAUGAACAAAAAAGUUGACCUUAACCAUGGCCUCAACUCAACAGGAAGUCGGCUAUUUUGAAUUUUGGCGUCCAUUUUUGGCGAUUUGCACCCUACGUAAAUGCCUGAGACACAUCAAAGGCGAAAAUUUGUCAAAAGGUUUUGUGGAUUCAAAAGUGAGGUCAGGGAACACCUGCACUCCCUGACAUGCAUGGGGGACAAUGUUUAAUACUUUUCAGAUUUGGACAAAAGCACUUAGUUACAGGACCUUUUCUGUCCCUUUUUAUGGUUAAAAUAAGCACAAAACAAACUCCAGGCAGACAGUUUGAGGCUUAGGUUUUAAAGGGUUAAAUCUAAAUAAACUUAAUAAGCAAAAAAAGACUGGAGUGCCAUUAAAUACGCCUAAGAACAGUGUGGUUGGGGGAUUAAGAGACUUUGCAGGCACGUGCACGGGUAGUUAUCCUACUUUGAGAUGACCACUUCACAGGAUGAGUUCAGAGAGACACAAGAGUAGGAGGGGACACUAAGGUCAGCGGACGGACAGCUGAGAGACACACAGAGCAGAGAGGGGGACACCUGCGGUUCACACACAGAGAAAGAGCUCCUCGGUCAGUGUUGAGACAUCAUGGCACAGCAGGUCAGCGGAUCUCCGUUCCUCAAACCUUUCUUCCUGAAGACGCCGGUUAGAGUGGUCAGUCCUCUGCAGCAGAGGCGACACACGCUGCCCGCCAGUGAGUUCAGGAACCUGACGCCGCAGGACGCCAUCAGUGUGUUUGAGAUCGAGAGAGAGGCUUUUGUCUCCGUCUCUGGAGAGUGUCCACUCACGCUGGAUGAGGUGCUGAACUUCUUGAGUCAGUGUCCGGAGCUUUCUCUGGGAUGGUUCGAGGAGGGACAACUGGUCGCCUUCGUCAUCGGCUCCGGCUGGGACAAGGAUCGUCUCUCACAGGAGGCCAUGACUCAGCAUGUCCCCGACGCCAACGCCGUGCACAUCCAUGUGCUGUCGGUGCACCGUCACUGUCGCCAGCAGGGCAAAGGCUCCAUCGUGCUGUGGCGUUACCUGCAGUACCUGCGCUGUUUGCCCGGCGCGCGGCGAGCGCUGCUCAUCUGCGAGGACUUCCUGGUGCCGUUCUACCUCAAGGCCGGCUUCAAGGAGAAAGGCUCGUCGGCCAUCUCCGUCUCCAACAUGUGUUUCCAGGAGAUGGAGUACACGCUGGGUGGGCAGGCGUACGCCCGGCGGAACAGCGGCUGCUAGUCACACACUCUCAUCUCCCACCGCCGCUUCCCCUAAAUUCACCCGUUCACUCACCACUUAAAAUGGACUCAUGGACAGAAUUUAGCACCGUGGACUUUGAAAGGAGUGAGGGCUGUGUGUGUGUGUGUGUGUGAGGAUUCACUAAUUCAUGCUUUGCUGUCAUUAAUCAGAUUAUUAUCCUUUUGUCACCCUGUAGCAUAUCGGUACAAAGAGGUGUGACCAACGGACGCAGAUGAUUAACCUACAACCAGUCAGAGCAAUUAUCUGGACACCAAACAACAGAAAAGAAAACGUGUCGAGUCGUGGUGUCUGACGACUUUUAUUCUUUUACUGUUCUUCAACUCGCUCUUUGGCUUUUGACUUCCCUUGAAUGCAUUUUAUAUAAUAUUUUUCUACUGCGUUGUUUAGAGUUACAGUGAACGCAUUUAAACAGCAUAUUUUAAAGUGGAAUGGAUUGAGUAAAACAUGCUGUUUAAUAUGUAGCAGCUCUAAACGAGGCACUUACUAGAAAAUAUUGUACGAAUAUUGCACUAAAAGGUAUAGUCCCCGUUAUUUGAAGUAUGAGAAAAUUUACUUGACAAAUGACACAGUUCAGGUACGGCACGUUACAGCUCAACUCUACGUGGUUUGAUAUGAUUUUCCACUAUUUAGUACCUCCUCGACGUUGGCGUAGUCAUCACUAAACUGCCGCGGCUUCGUUUUAUAUGCGACACAUACGUGACUAGUGACUUGUAAAGCAGUUGUUUUCGAUGCAACUGAAUCAUUAGAAUCAGUUCAUUUGAAAAGAUUCGCUCACAGAGUUGUUCAGUACUUCCUCCGUGACUAAAUACACCAGACUCCUCUGUUUGCUAAAUGUUGGAGAUUAACGCAAGUUAGGAUUUUUUUUUUUUUUUUUUUUUAAUUGAUCUACAGUUCAACAUCGCUCACUUUGAUGCACGCUCAUGACUCUUCCAGUGACGACGCUCUCUGGCCAAUCAGUGGCCGGCAGUCUGUUGACGUCACAUUUUAUUUUGGUAUCGGCUCAGUUCGCUUGGAACGUCGCCAGAGCAGGUACUAAAAAAAACCCACCAGGUACCAGGUUCCAUUUUGUUUUAAUGGAAAAGCAAAAAAAACUGUGCCAUGCUGGGACUGUGUAGUGGAAAAGCAUCAAAAGAGUGAGUGAACAGGGACAGAAAUUGUUCUUAGUGACCAAAAGAAGGAGAAAAAAUUAACCAAUUUCUAAUCGCAAGCUAUUUUUAGAAUCCUGAAGAAAGUUUUGAGGAAAGACAGAAAGGAAGGAGAAAAAAAAGGGGGUUGGACCAGAAAAUCUCCUGCAUCCUUUCAAACUUUGAAUGGUUAUUACACAAUUAAUCGAUUACUAAUGAUCUACUAUUAAUCGGUUUUAGUGUUUGUUUGUUUUUUUCAAUAAUUGAAACACGUUUUAUAUAUUAUUCAGUUUUUCUUUGCUCCAUAUGACAAAGAAAUCAUUAAAACUGAAUUGUUUUUGUUUUUUGUGGACAAAAACAAGUACUACUUUACUUUAUUUAAAGGAAAGUUCUAUUUUGUUAUUUUGCUGACUAAAAUGUAAGUGAAUGAAUAUGUUAUUUUAUCAUAUGUUGAAUAAAAAGCUGCUCUAUCCCUUUAAAUCUUAAGUUGUCUGGUA
This is a messenger RNA of Solea solea (common sole), 3124 nucleotides long. RefSeq names its product arylalkylamine N-acetyltransferase 2 (gene aanat2). The transcript has 3 exons. Gene Ontology annotation, molecular function: aralkylamine N-acetyltransferase activity. Bases 856 to 1482 code for a protein of 208 amino acids. Gene Ontology annotation, biological process: response to light stimulus; circadian rhythm. Gene Ontology annotation, cellular component: cytoplasm. The record is from RefSeq and is a predicted model, not a curated record. NCBI's taxonomy places the organism in Eukaryota, Metazoa, Chordata, Actinopteri, Pleuronectiformes, Soleidae.